This is a messenger RNA of Cyprinodon variegatus (sheepshead minnow), 1265 nucleotides long. It is a transcript of the gene elmod1, whose product is annotated as ELMO/CED-12 domain containing 1. Gene Ontology annotation, molecular function: GTPase activator activity. Bases 1 to 966 code for a protein of 321 amino acids. The transcript has 10 exons. Lineage: Eukaryota; Metazoa; Chordata; Actinopteri; Cyprinodontiformes; Cyprinodontidae. The record is from RefSeq and is a predicted model, not a curated record.
AUGGAGGAGGAUGCAGAACCUCUGAAAGGUUUGCUGAUGCCUCCAUGUGUUGUUAUGCGGUUGCUGGAGAGGUUCUCCCGCACAGUGAACCCCGCAGGGAUCAGAGCUCGGUGCUGCAGCGGAGCGGAGCGCGGCAUUUCCUCAGAGUCGUCCAUGCGUUACUCCAAGUAUGAGCUGCUGCAAUCGGCCCUUAGUGCCCACCCUGACAAAGUAGAGAAGACCAUCGAUGACAUCAUGGCCUUAAAGAAGAUCAACCCAGACACCAAUCCACAGCUGGGCAUCUCUCUGCAGGCCAGUCUGUUGCAGAUUGUGGGCUACAGGACUCUGAUUGUGGAGGUGGAGAAGCUUCGCAGGGAACCUUAUGACUGUGAAAACGCUGAGCAUGAAAACAUGCUGAUGAAGCUAUGGAAGGAGCUGCGUCCUGACACCCCCCUCACUGCCCGCAUCUCCAAACAGUGGUGUGAAAUCGGUUUCCAAGGCAACGAUCCUAAGACUGAUUUCCGAGGGAUGGGACUGCUGGGCCUGCAGAACUUGCUGUACUUUGCAGAGCAUGACAAGGCUACUGCUCUGCAAAUGCUCCAGGAUUCACUACAACCAAAGCACAAUGAAUUGAACAAGCCAGACUGGGAGCAGAAGAACCAUGACAAAGCAAUCGGAUAUUCUUUUGCCAUCGUGGGCAUCAACAUCACAGACCUGGCCUACUCUCUGCUUGUGAGCGGAGCUCUGAAGACCCACCUGUACAACGUGGCCCCAGAGAUGCCCAACCUGCAGCACUUCCAGCAGACCUUCUGUUACCUGAUGCAGGAAUUCCACCGCUUCUGGAUCGAGGAGGAUCCCAGCGACAUCAUGGAGUUCAACCGGGUCCGCACCAAGUUCCACCGGAGGAUCCUGCGGCAGCUGAAGAACCCGGAUAUGGCUUUGUGCCCCCACUUCGCCGCCUCUGACCUCCACCUGGUCAACCUGUAAUAUCUACCAACUCAAAACCCUCCCAGAAGAUCUUCAACAGGUGUUCGGUAGGCCGGUGAAAAAAAAUAAAUAAAUCCCACUCACGCAGAUGUUUCUCUGAACUGCUGGAGAUACCUGAGGAGAAGAUCCUCCUCCUCUCCUCAGCACAAGUCGUCCUAGCUCACGUCAUGUUGCUUCACUGCCAACAGCUCACAAUACACACAGUUAACCCAUCCUGCACCUGAUCCUUCCCCAUGCAGUCACCAUGAUGGACAGGGGGGAUUCAGGCCACAUGAAAAACACACAGGAACAAAAAAAAA